AUGGAGGAAACGGCAGAGCCUUUGAUCGAAAAGAGGCAGAAAGGGAUAUCUGAGGCUUUUUACAGAGAAGCACCAUCUGAUCCAGGGCGACCGUCGAGAACAAGGUGGCUGCUGUGUCUUUUGCUCCCAUUAGUGUUGGGCUCAGGUCUCAUCUUGGUGGUCACCUCGCGAGUUUUUACUUCCUGCCAGCCACCUCAGUCUACGACACUGGACACAGAAUCGAGCGACACUCAUGGAAACGGUUUAUAUGAGCGCGGUGUUGCCGCCACCUCUGCAACAUCUGCGGCAGUGCUUGAAAACUUCCAGGUUGCGCAACCCGUCUUGACGCCAGAAGGGGCUACCUCAUGCUCAGUGGUACUGAUGGAUCACGUUUUUGGGUACAGCUAUGGCGUACCGUUUGUUGGGGAAUACACACCGCCCAGUUGCCAGUUCAACCGGGUCGUGAUGAACUUCACCGUCACGUCCGAGGGCCGGCAGUUUGACCGGCUAGCACUGAUGUACCUUAACGACACGGAAGUGUGGCGGACCAGCACUGCUGAGCCGGUUGCGGCUCCUGGAAUCCAAUGGGUAUAUAACAAGGACAUGACCGAGUACCUGUCGUUGUGGAGGUCGCCACAGAAGAUCAUCUUCGAUCUCGGCAACAUCGUCAACGACAAGUACACCGGCUCGUUCAACACAACCCUGACAGCAACCUUUUUCAUGUCAGACGUGGAUACCGGUGGUGCUUCGCCGAGCGAUCUGAUCAUCCCUAUCUCUGCGCGGAAGAGCGCGUCUAAUGAGCCCAGUCUGUUCAGCCUGCCAUCCGACAACGCCACCAACACGGUCAGCUUUCCCCGCAACGCCAACCGGGCCGUCUUCUCAGUGUCAGCCAACGGCCAGGCCGACGAGGAGUUCUGGUGGAGCAACGUGCUGCAGAGUGACGUCCUGGCCUUUGAAGCCACGGUUGGCCAGUUCACCGGCUACAGUCCGUUCCGCGAGGUGCAGGUCUACAUUGACGGCCAGCUAGCCGGGGUGCAGUGGCCAUUUCCGGUCGUCUUCACUGGCGGUGUGGUGCCCGGGCUACACCGACCGAUCGUAGGCAUCGAUGUCUUUGACCUGCGUGAGCAUGAGAUCGACAUCACGCCGUGGCUGCCUGUUCUCUGCGACGGCAAUCAACACACAUUCGCCAUCGCAGUGGCAGGACUGUCUGAUGACGGUCAGACAGCUGCAUCCCUGACGAAGACGGUCGCCUCCAGCUGGUAUGUGACCGGGAAGAUCUUUGUCUGGCUGGACGACGACGCCGACUCCGUCACCACCGGCAGCGCACCGGCCGUGAGCCUGCAGGCGCCGGUCAUUCACGUGUCCCAGGACGUUCUCACAAACGCGACAGGCGCCAACGAGACGCUGCAGUACACGGUAUCGGUGUCGCGCGCGUUCAGUGUCCACGGCCGGGUGCAGUCGGAGAAGUCGUCGGGCGCGGCGACAUGGUCGCAGGCCUUGUCGUUCUGGAGUCUGGGCGUGGUAUCGGACUAUGGCUACGACCAGGUCAACACCUUUAGCAUCCGCGGCGAUGACACGGCGGUUGUAGGCGGCAAGACCAUCUACCGAGCCGGCUACCACUAUCCCAUCACCUGCAACACGACGACGAACUAUUCCGAGAUGGGAAACCUGACGCUGUGGGCCGAUCUGGACCAGGGACUGGAGCUGCAGGUCGUCGGCGCAGCCGUGUUUCCCACCGGGCUGGAGGCCUUUGCAGCGACGACAGGGAAGAGCUUCUCGGGCGGUUCCGUCUUGAGUACCCACUUCAACGGUACUGCGCUGUACUCCCAAUACGGCGACGGGUCAAAGGCGACUGGCUACGGAUCGACGAGCCAGGUGUUUAGCUUUGGCGGCCGGACGGACUCGACGGCCGACGUCCCGCUCUACAGCCGCAGCGUAGAGGCUGUCAACUCGACAGUCGUGUUGGACCAGGAGUUUGUCGCGGGCGGCCAGUCGGUGACAAUUGUCGACACUGUCCCAUCUGGCUGGGCUUCGGGGGCCAAGGAGAGCUAUGCACAGGCGCCGCUGAGCGGCGGCACCGGUACGCGUGUGUUCAUGGGACGCGGCGGUGCUGAUCCGGCGGUGGCUGUGACUGCCAAGAGAGAGGCCGUGUUGAGUCUUGAUGCGGAAUAA
Molecule: messenger RNA, 2151 nt
Organism: Grosmannia clavigera kw1407
Lineage: Eukaryota; Fungi; Ascomycota; Sordariomycetes; Ophiostomatales; Ophiostomataceae
Product: asparagine amidase a
Exons: 2
Coding region: 1-2151 (716 amino acids)
Source: RefSeq, a predicted model, not a curated record